Molecule: messenger RNA, 1606 nt
Organism: Pieris rapae (cabbage white)
Lineage: Eukaryota; Metazoa; Arthropoda; Insecta; Lepidoptera; Pieridae
Product: visual pigment-like receptor peropsin
Exons: 7
Coding region: 118-1197 (359 amino acids)
Biological process (GO): G protein-coupled receptor signaling pathway
Cellular component (GO): membrane; photoreceptor outer segment
Molecular function (GO): G protein-coupled receptor activity
Source: RefSeq, a predicted model, not a curated record
CAUACAUUAUGUAGCAUCAGAAGGUACUUAUCUAAAAUGUUGCCUAGUAUCCUGGUAACAUGAUCAGCUAUUGUUCUCAUACAAAAGUUGGUCAGUCUCUAUGACUUGCUGUUCCAUAUGGACGUUACGAAAUUUAUCUGUGAAAACUGUGUUAGGGAGUUACCCCUGGUGCCUAAUUUGACUUUUCAUAAUAAUACGGAAAUGCAAAUAACAUACGAAUAUAACGAUGAAGAGUGCCCGUGGUACUAUUACGAUAGUUCAUAUAAAACAUUGCUAGGAGCCUGUCUUAUUUGCCUAGGUGUAUUCGGGAUGCUGCUCAACAGUUGGCUGUUUGCCACCUUCAUACACAGUCAUCUACUUACUUCAAAAAGUCAUCUUUUAGUACUGAAUCUUUGUACAGCCUCUUUGGGUAGAAAUUUACUUGGAUUCCCAUUUGCGGCAUCGUCUGCUUUAGCUAAAAGAUGGCUAUUCGGCCCAGAUGCUUGUCAGCUUUUCGCUUUCCUUAACCAAUUCUAUGGUAUCUUUCAAAUGACGUCUUUGUUCUCGCUGGUUCUUGAAAGAUAUAUACUUGCAAGGCAUACAAGACGAGAAAGAAUGCUAUGUUUUAGAUAUUAUUGGUCUUUAGUUGCUUUGACCUGGGUUAACAGUUUAGUAUUUGCGAUACCCCCUUUAUUCGGAUACGGAAUAUACUCGUGCGACACCACGGGAACAGCUUGUAUGUAUUUAUGGCCGUCUUCGCGGGCAAGUGGAAAACAUUUGGGCUACGCAAUCCCGUAUGUUUUAUUCUGCUGUGUCCUACCUGUCGUUGGAAUAUUCUAUUAUAUGGGUAAAGCAAGCCGACUGGAAAAUAUUUAUUAUAGAAAUGAAGUACUUCGAGAGGAAAAACAUUUGACGAAGUGUAUACACGCUUUAUGCGUCAUAACCUUGGCUUUGUGGAUCCCAGCAGCAUUAUUGGCUGGUAUUCAAUGGUUCCCUCUGCUUGUAUUCGGUUAUCGACCCCAUGCCCCACCAGUUUUGGCUUUGAUUGCGCCCCUCACUUCUGAGGCAGCAACUUGUGUACCCGUGUUAAGCUACCUGUCAUCUGAUGCCCGGAUACGAGCAGCACUUUUGGGACGCAUGCGCAAGAACUACGCCCUUCUACCACCUCAGUACGCGAUGAGAUAUCGAAGGGACCAAGUUUGUUUUAAGACGCUUUAAGGUUUUAAAGGGAAUUCUGAAAUAAGAACGUAACGUGAAUCAGAAAACUUAUUUUGUUUAAAGGUAUUCUACAAAGAACACUUUUGUAAUAGUCACUUACUUAGCGCUACAGUCUUGAGUUUGAGAUGUGUGAAAACGACUGAAACUUUUAAAAUAUUGUUAAUCGCAUAACAUACUCCUUUGAUUUCAAGGCAAAUAAAUAAAUUAAUUGUAUUUGCAAGCUACUGCGCAUUUAGCAUCAAUUCGAUCUUGUUUCAAACCAAGAAUUUGAAAUUGAGGUUUUAUAAGAAUUUCGAAUUAGGUUUUUGUAGAUUUUGUAGAGUGAAUGUGGGAGGAAAUGUAAAGAGUUUGCUUUUAUGAUUUUUUUGUGUAAAUAUAACGUUUUCUCUGUAUAGUUUUAAUUUUUAAA